Molecule: messenger RNA, 1612 nt
Organism: Aplysia californica (California sea hare)
Lineage: Eukaryota; Metazoa; Mollusca; Gastropoda; Aplysiida; Aplysiidae
Exons: 7
Coding region: 28-1503 (491 amino acids)
Source: RefSeq, a predicted model, not a curated record
UUUUCCUCUUUGUUUUUCAAGUUCAACAUGAAACGACAUAUUCAGUGCUGUCUUUUUUUGCAACUGGCUGUGGUUCUACUAUCAGAUGCUACUGGCACUCUCCAGAAUGGUAGGUCAACCCCAAGUAGUCCUACAUGUGACCAACGGAGCUAUUGGCAUUCCCUUAGAGUGGAGACUUCAGCUGAUCAGUGCUCUAAGACAAUCAACUUGAGCCAUAACACAUCAAUCAACCUUCAUCUUUAUUCAGAAGUUUGUGAACGUUGUCAAGGUUUUUUAGAUUGUCCCUUGACACUGUUGAAGAAGUGCAGGAUUCGCUUCACCAUUGCUGAUGAAAUGGAAAAAGCGUUGUUGCAAAUUUGUUUCCAAAGUCACUCAUUUACGGUUACUGAUUGUCUGGAAAAAGUAACGUUUGAAGAACGUACACCAUCUGGCACCCUUAAUCAUCUAAAUCGCCAGGAAAUAGGAUGUUCGCGUCGAUCUUACUCAAGAGAAAUAUGCUUGGACUAUGGAAGUGGCCUCAACAUUGUAUUCUCUGGUUACAAUUUUUGCUCUGUUAAGGGAUAUGGUGUUGUGAAAUCAAAAUCAGCUCAUCACAUUUCUUUGAGCAGCAAUGACAGCUGUCCUUCAGGUUCCAGACAUAUUGACGUACACAGAGCCAGUGGUACUAUUUCUUCUUACUAUGGAACAAAAGACCAUGCCCCUGCUGUAUUUUGCAAUGCCACUCUGAGUUCGUCUUACUCUGGGCGACGUAUGGACUUUUGCUUCAGUUUUCGCUAUGCAAGCUUUCAGCCUGGUGGGGCUACUCUUCAGAUUUAUGAUCAAUCUGGUAAUAACCGCAGAAAGUAUGGAUAUGACAAAACACCUAGUAGGAACUCAGAGUACUGCAUCCUUCUGGGCAAACCAAAUAAGGUCAAGGUGUUCAUACAGACAGCCUGUUCCAGAACAAGUGAAUGUGCUGCACAUAAUUAUCAGCAUGCUUUUGUGUUUUCAUAUAAGUUCAAAGAGAACCUAGAAGCCGAGGCCACCUCUUUCUCUGAAGGCGAAGAUGAUAAUUGGAGGAUGGUUUCUGCUGCUGGGGCUAUUCUAUUCAUUAUCCUCCCCUGUUGUUGCUGUAUGUGUUGGUGCUGUACGAGGAAAGACGCUUCAGAGUCCACAAAUGGUACUGGUACUGCAGCUGCUGCAGAGUCGCAGGCCACGGGUAAUCCAAGAGGUGAAACCAGGGCUCCUGUCUUUGUUCACCCAACUCAAAGCAUCAGCUCAAACAGUCAAGGCCAGGCUCGCUACCAGACCACAGACAUGUCUGCCCCACCUCCAGCAUGGUCAACGAUUUACGGCCGGUCAUCUCGCAGUCAUCCUCCUUCUUCCUCAGCCGUGCCGGCCUCCAAUGGAUAUCCUUCUCCUCCACCCAUUGAAGAGAGUCGGCCAUUUGUUGACCACAAUAGACAGGAUGAUGACUCAGAUUUGCCUCCAGCAUACAACUCAUUGUUUCCUGAUAGUAUGUGAAAUUACUGAAAGUGGGAGUAUCGCCAAAGAGUCUACAUAACAAGAGGGGCCACUUCUCUCUUUGAGUCAAUUAAAAAAGUGUCCUCAAAAUUCGGUGGCGCCCUCUUCA